This is a messenger RNA of Sabethes cyaneus, 1476 nucleotides long. It is a transcript of the gene Vps16B, whose product is annotated as vacuolar protein sorting-associated protein 16B. The record is from RefSeq and is a predicted model, not a curated record. Gene Ontology annotation, biological process: intracellular protein transport; vacuolar transport. Lineage: Eukaryota; Metazoa; Arthropoda; Insecta; Diptera; Culicidae. The coding region runs from base 49 to 1389 and encodes 446 amino acids. The transcript has 6 exons. Gene Ontology annotation, cellular component: cytoplasm.
AAAUGAUUCAUAUUUCCAUUCUCCAGUGCAUUUGAAUAAAAAUUAACUAUGGAACCAAAAGAUGAUGAUUAUUGGAAUGAUACCGCAAAUAAGUCGUUUAAUUUUGACGACGAUGAGGUGGCCAUUCUAGAAGUACCGGGCACUAACCGGCGAAGUUUGUUUAGUGAAGAUAACACGUCGGAAGUAAACUACCCAAGCGCGCAGAGUGAGCUCCCGCUACACUUACUAAUUUCCGAGCAAGAUCUGGCGUCAGUGCUUGCAGAUCAAUCUCGCCAUGAGGUGCCGCUACCCAAGGGCAUUAGCAUAGAGGAGGAAGUCAAACUGCUAAGAAAAAAACUCCAACAUUUCAGCUAUGCCCCUUCAACGGAUUCAACAAUGGCCAUGCUUAUUCUAGGCAAACCAUGUUCGUUGGAAAUGUUUCGAUCGCUGCGCGAGAAAGAGGAUCUCCUGGAUGCCGCAAUAGCAUCCGGAAACGGGAAUGCAAUUUUGAAAGUGGUGCUAUUUUUAGAGAAAACUCUCAAGAAAAAAUUGUUCUACAGAUUGCUGCAGUUUCGCCCUGAAGCUGUCAGUCACUACAUCAACUAUAUGGCCAUUCGGCUGAGGGUCAGCGAAUGUACUGACCUACUAGUAUUUUUGGGCAGACAUCACGAAGCAAGCCUACUGCAAUUUUCGAUUUAUGUUCGAAGUACGACCAACAUCGAAUUUAAGCGACAAAGGCUGAAAAAGAUUAGCGCUGAUUACUUCUCGCAGCCCGGUGCAAACAGCUUUUAUGCUCAACUAGUAACAAACUACAUCAAUCUUAUUGAGUUUCAAAUAGCCAAACAACAUUCGGUUAGCACGGGCUCCACGGUUUCCAUUUUAGAUCGAUCCGUUCUGGAGACCCUGUUCUGCGUUUGCAGUAGUUACAAAUGGGGUGAUACGUCGCUGCAGACUAACGAAAAUCCGUUCAAAUUAGCCGAAAGUCAUCAGGUGUCCCAGUCGCAACUGGAGUGGAUCGCUUUGAAUGAACGUGCUCAGCGUCAGGCUUGGCUCGAUUUUGAGCACAUUUUUGAAAAGAAAGCGUGGCUUAAUUUGAAGCAGAAGUCGUUCAACGUGCAUAUCCCAUUGGAUAAAACAAUUCUGCGGCUGUUUGCCCUGCAUGCUCCUGAACCAGUACUUACUAACUUUCUCGCUAAGGUAGAUGACGCUCAGCGCCGACUAGCACUAGCCAGGAAGGUUAAUGCAAAGAAAGGAAUUGUCGACGCACUGGUAGCCUUAAAGGAUCGAGGAGAGCUUGAAAAUUAUCGCGAUUCUUUGGGAGCCGGUACGGGCGAAAGGUUUUAUGCUGAAAACGCACUCAAAACAAUGAACAAUAAGUGGAAAAGUGAUGCAAUCAAACUAAUUAAAUAAUAGAAUUUUUUGUAAUUUGUACCAUGUUUAUACUAAUUUGUAAUUACUAUGAUUUCCCAUUGUUGUAUUUUGGCUAAAAAAGGAAAA